AUGACAUCCAUCAGUUUGGAAUUCAUUCAAGAUCUGCUGAAAAAAGAUUAUCCCGAUGUCAAGAUACAAGAAAUGGAGGGAGCUCCGGGUUCAAAGAGAGGUGAUAAUUACACUUCGAUGGUGUACCGAAUAACAUUAAAAGGAGUCCGUCAGCGGACGGACCAAGACGAGAAGACUGAGAUAUACGAGGCGUGGGAGGGAUCCAUCAUGUACAAGUGUCUGCCGGAGAGUAUUCUACGGAGGGAGGCCUUCAAAAGUGACGAGCUGUUCUGUAAUGAGGUAGCGUUCUACAAUAAAAUAUGGCCCGCCUUCACGAACUUCCAGAGCCAGUGGGAGAAAGUCACCGACCCCUUGGACUGUAUACCCAAAUGUUACUGGGCCCAAAAUGAUAUGGUCAUUUUGGAAGACCUGAAACUGUUGGGUUAUGCGAUGCCUGAUCGAAGGAAGGGUCUCACCAUUGAUCAGUGUUACUACGUGUUGAAACAACUGUCGCACUUCCACGCUCUGUCACUCGCUAUGAAAUAUUACGACCCGGAAGGAUUUUACGAUCUCGUCAAUAUACAAGACGGCAUAUCGGAAGUAUUCUUUUUGCCGGAAAAUGAGGAGUACUACAGGAAUUACUAUAAGGAGGCCAUCAGGAACGCGAUUUCUAUGGUGGAGGAGGAACUGAAGGACUCGCCUGACAGAGACAAGUACCUGGAGCCGUUCAAGAGGUUCUGUAGCGAGGAGACGUUCUUUCAGUCGAUGGUGGAGCUGGUCGCGCCCAGGGAGCCGCUGGCUGUCAUCUGCCACGGAGACUGCUGGACUAAUAACUUCUUGUUUAAAGUAGAAAAUGGACAAAUUGAAGGGAUGUAUAUAGUUGACUUCCAGCUCGCUCGUUACGCGUCUCCAGGUCUAGACCUGGCCCUCCUCCUAUACCUCUGUCUGGAGAGGUCCCAGAGGUCUCAGCAUCUCUCAGACCUCCUGCGAUACUACAGCGACAACCUUCACUCCACUCUCACUCUCAUGAACGGGGACACCUUGGACAAGGAGACGCUGUUCGAUAUGGUCCAGCAGGAGUUUCGUAGCAGCAGUCGGUUCGGUCUGGGUCUGGCGCUGGACAUGUGUCCCAUCAUGACCUGCGACUCCGACGAGGCUCCCAACCUCUACCAGGCCAAGGUCUCACAGAAUACACUGUACUUAUAG
Messenger RNA from Danaus chrysippus (African queen), 1185 nucleotides. The record is from the annotation of a GenBank genome assembly. Lineage: Eukaryota; Metazoa; Arthropoda; Insecta; Lepidoptera; Nymphalidae.